UGGGUGACGCGUGGCGCAUGCGCAGAAGGGGCCUCGGGCGGCCGGGCUGCGGGAAGCCGCCUCCGGGGAGCCCUCCGGCCUCCUCCGCCAUGGCGUCCAUCCUCGAUGAGUACGAAGACUCGCUGUCCCGCUCCGCCGUGGUGCAGCCGGGUCACCCCACGCUGGGCAUCCCUCACUCCGGGUUUGUGACCGCCCAGCUGGAGAAGGAGGCUCCCAUCUUCACCAAGCAGCGGAUCGACUUCACCCCGCCGGAACGCAUCACCAGCCUGGUGGUCUCCUGCAACCAGCUUUGCAUGAGCCUGGGCAAGGACACGCUGCUCCGCAUCGACCUGGGCAAAGCCAACGAGCCCAACCAGUUGGAGCUGGGGCGCAAGGAUGAAGCGAAAGUUCACAAGAUGUUCUUGGACCACACGGGCUCCCACCUCCUCAUUGCCCUGAGCAGCGCCGAAGUCCUCUACGUGCACCGCAACGGACAGAAGGUACGGCCGCUGGCCCGCUGGAAGGGGCACGUGGUGGAGAGCGUGGGCUGGAACAAGGCGCUGGGCACGGAGAGCGGCACGGGGCCCAUCCUGGUGGGCACGGUCCAGGGCCAGAUCUUCGAGGCGGAGCUGUCGGCCAGCGAGGGCGGCCUCUUCGGGCCGGCCCCGGACCUCUGCUUCCGCCCGCUGUAUACGCUGAUGGAGGAGGGGGGCCCGGCGCCCGUGUGCUGCCUGGAGGCGGAGCGCGGCGUGGACGGGCGGGGCUUCGUCCUGGCCACCACCCGCCAGCGCCUCUUCCAGUUCGCCGGCCCGCGGGCCGCGGGGGAGGGCGGGAGCGAGGCGCCGGGCUUCGGGGCCCUGUUCGCCACCUUCGCCGACCACCCGCCCCCGUUCCGCGAGUUCCCCGGCAGCCUGGGCUACAGCGAGCUGGCCCUGUACACCCCCAAGCUGCGCUCGGCGCCCCGGGCCUUCGCCUGGAUGAUGGGGGACGGCGUCCUGUACGGGGCGCUGGACUGCGGCCGCCCGGACGCCCCGCUGAGCGAGGAGCGGGUGUGGGAGUACCCGGCGGGCGUGGGCCCCGGGGCCAGCCCGCCCCUGGCCAUCGCCCUGACCCAGUUCCACUUCCUGCUGCUGCUGGCGGACCGGGUGGAGGCGGUGUGCACGCUGACGGGGCAGGUGGUCUUGCGGGACCACUUCCUGGACAAGUUCGGGCCGCUGCGGGGCAUGGCGAAGGACGCGGCCACGGGCCAGCUGUGGGCCCACACGGAGCGGGCCGUCUUCCGCUACCACGUGCGGCGCGAGGCCCGCGACGUCUGGCGCACCUACCUGGACAUGAACCGCUUCGACCUGGCCAAGGAGUACUGCCGCGAGCGGCCCGACUGCCUGGACGCCGUGCUGACCCGCGAGGCCGACUUCUGCUUCCGCCAGCGCCGCUACCUGGACAGCGCCCGCUGCUACGCGCUGACGCAGAGCUACUUCGAGGAGAUCGCCCUCAAGUUCCUGGGGGCCCGGCAGGAGGCGGCCCUGGCCGAGUUCCUGCAGCGCAAGCUGGCCGGGCUGAAGCCGGCCGAGCGCACGCAGGCCGCCCUGCUGACCGCCUGGCUGACGGAGCUCUUCCUCAGCCGGCUCGGGGCCCUGCGGGGCCGGCCGGAAGACCGGGCCCUCUACCUGGAGGCGCGCGAGCAGUUCCGGGCCUUCCUGUCCAGCCCCCGCCACAAGGAGUGGCUGCUGGCCGGCCGGGCCCUGGUCCACGAGCUGCUGGCCAGCCACGGAGACACGGAGCACAUGGUGUUCUUUGCCGUGGUCACGCAGGACUACGGGCGCGUGGUGGCCCACCACUGCCAGCACGAGGCCUACGAGGAGGCCCUAGCCGUGCUGGCCCGCCACCGGGACCCCCAGCUCUUCUACAAGUUCUCGCCCGUCCUCAUCCGCCACACGCCCCGCCAGCUGGUGGACGCCUGGAUCGCCCAGGGCCCCCGCCUGGACGCCCGCCAGCUCAUCCCGGCCCUGGUCAACUCGUCCGGCCCGGCCGGCGAGGCCCAGUCCGUCGGCCAGGCCAUCCGCUACCUGGAGUUCUGCGUGCACGAGCUGGGCGAGACCGACCAGGCCAUCCACAACUACCUGCUGUCGCUCUAUGCCCGCGGCCGGCCCGACGCCCUGCUGGGCUACCUGGUGCAGGAGGGCACCAGCCCCCACCGCGUGCACUACGACCUCAAGUACGCCCUGCGGCUCUGCGCCGAGCACGGCCACCGCCGCGCCUGCGUGCACGUGUACAAGGUGCUGGAGCUCUACGAGGAGGCCGUGGACCUGGCCCUGCAGGUGGACGUGGACCUGGCCAAGGAGUGCGCGGACCUGCCCGAGGACGACGAGGAGCUGCGCAAGAAACUGUGGCUGAAGAUCGCCCGGCACGUGGUGCAGGAGGAGGAGGACGUGAAGACGGCCAUGGCCUGCCUGGCCAGCUGCCCGCUGCUGAAGAUCGAAGACGUGCUGCCCUUCUUCCCGGACUUCGUCACCAUCGACCACUUCAAGGAGGCCAUCUGCGGCUCCCUGCAGGCCUACAACCGGCACAUCGACGAGCUGCAGCGCGAGAUGGAGGAGGCCACGGCCAGCGCCCAGCGCAUCCGCCACGACCUGCAGGAGCUGCGCGGCCGCUACGGGGCCGUGGAGCCCCAGGACAAGUGCGCGGCCUGCGACUUCCCCCUGCUCAACCGCCCCUUCUACCUCUUCCUCUGCGGCCACAUGUUCCACGGCGACUGCCUGCUGCAGGCCGUGCGCCCGGGCCUGCCCGCCUACAAGCAGGCCCGGCUGGAGGAGCUGCAGCGCAAGCUGGGGGCCGCCGCGCCCCCGCCCCUCGCCCCCAAGGGCGCGGCCCGGGCCAAGGAGGCCGAGGCCGGGGCCGCGGGGGGCACCCCGGCGCCCGACCAGCUGCGCGCCGAGCUGGAGGCGCUGGUGGCCGCCGAGUGCGUGUACUGCGGGGAGCUGAUGAUCCGCUCCGUCGACCGCCCGUUCAUCGACCCCCAGCACUACGAGGAGGAGCGGCAGAGCUGGCUCUGAGGGGCGCCGAGGCCCCGGGGGGCGGCCCGGCGGCCCCUCCGCCUCCCCUGCGGCCGGGCCUCCCUCGGAGGGCCGGAUU
Messenger RNA from Ornithorhynchus anatinus (platypus), 3111 nucleotides. It is a transcript of the gene VPS18, whose product is annotated as VPS18 core subunit of CORVET and HOPS complexes. Gene Ontology annotation, cellular component: endosome; HOPS complex. The transcript is spliced from 5 exons. The record is from RefSeq and is a predicted model, not a curated record. Bases 18 to 3032 code for a protein of 1004 amino acids. Gene Ontology annotation, biological process: endosome organization; intracellular protein transport; endosome to lysosome transport. NCBI's taxonomy places the organism in Eukaryota, Metazoa, Chordata, Mammalia, Monotremata, Ornithorhynchidae. Gene Ontology annotation, molecular function: protein-macromolecule adaptor activity.